This is a messenger RNA of Sphaeroforma arctica JP610, 2670 nucleotides long. RefSeq lists its product as hypothetical. Gene Ontology annotation, biological process: cellular response to hydrogen peroxide; hydrogen peroxide catabolic process. The transcript has 7 exons. Lineage: Eukaryota; Ichthyosporea; Ichthyophonida. The record is from RefSeq and is a predicted model, not a curated record. Bases 136 to 1584 code for a protein of 482 amino acids. Gene Ontology annotation, molecular function: heme binding; catalase activity. Gene Ontology annotation, cellular component: cytosol.
GAAGAUGAUAUUUCGAGACUAUGUGUCAGUCCGGCGAGUUGUACAUGUAUGGAAAAGGAAAGUACGCAAAGAUAAUCUCCACAUUAAUUGUAUGUACAUGAAAUAUAUACAAGACGAACCGCGCACAUUUGCACAAUGACGAAGUUAAGCCAGGUUGCAUUCUUUGCGAGUGUCAUCGCAUUUGCAUGCGCACAAUGCCCACAUAUGGAUGCUAUGAAGAGGCGCGAUACAAUUCGUCUGGAGAACUCGGCUUUUGAGAGCUUGGAGUCGCCGCGUACCUACAAGGGUAUGGAAAUUUUUUCAGAAGUGAAAGAGGAUAUCAGGAAAGCAUUGAAGACUCCUCGAGAAGAAUGGCCUGCGGAUUACGGACACUAUGGAGGAUUGAUGAUCAGAGGCGCAUGGCAUUGUGCUGGUACAUACAGGAAGAGUGACGGUCGAGGUGGUUGCGAUGGCGCUCGACCACGCUUUGCACCCGAACUGGAAUGGGAAGAUAAUGGCAAUCUAGACAAUUCGCGCAUCAUUUUGGAACCGAUUAAAGAAAAAUACGGUGAUGAUCUUUCCUGGGCGGAUUUGCUUGUAUUGACCGGAAAUGUCGCCAUCGAGGAUAUGGGUGGACCAGUUCUAGGAUUUUGCGGAGGCCGUAUGGAUGAUGCCGAUGGUACCAACAGUCUUCCGUUGGGACCAUCUACGAUACAAGAAGCUAUUAAGCCUUGUCCCGUUAAUGGCAAAUGCGAAACACCACUCGGACAGACAAAGAUCGGGCUCAUCUACGUCAAUCCCGAAGGUGUUAUGGAUGAGCCAGAUCCCGAGAAGAGCGUACACGCCAUACGUGACUCUUUCGGCCGCAUGGGCAUGAACGAUAGUGAAACAGUCGUGCUAAUUGGUGGCGGCCAUACCUAUGGUAAGGCGCACGGUGCUUGUGAAGACCCCCCUUGUGGAGAGGGAGAGAUGAAGGGCAAGGGUAACAACACGGUAACCAGUGGACUAGAAGGUCCAUGGACUACUACACCUACUCAAUGGGAUCAGGAGUACUUCACUAAUCUACUGAAAUACGACUGGGUCAAGUUUAAGGGCCCCGGUGGUCGGUACCAAUUCAAGCCCAGCGAUGACAGUGUUCAUAUUCAGAUGUUCACUACGGACGUUGCACUAUUACACGACGAAUCUUAUUUGGCGCUGGUAAGGAAGUAUGCCACCGACAAGGAGGCCCUGGACAACGACUUUAAAUACGCGUGGUACAAACUCGUGACCAGGGAUAUGGGACCACGUGAGCGUUGCCAUGGUGAGGACAUUCCACCCGCCCAGCCCUUCCAGAACCCCCUACCCGAGCCAUCCAGCGCGACCGUCGAUGUACCCGCGAUCAAAGGACGUAUUGCCAAGCUAUUGCGUGCUGAGACGGAGAUCUUGGAGGGCGAUAAAGACACUGAGGGCAAGCCCUACUACGGCGCACUUCUGGUGCAUUUGGCAUAUCAGUGUGCCUCUACGUUCAGAAUCACAGACUACAAAGGAGGCUGCAAUGUAAGUUCAAUCACGGUUUGUUCACAUGCUUUGCUUGAGAUUCUUAUUUGGUUUUUGUUAGGACUAUAAGCUACAUGUGGAGUAUCUCCUGUGCCCGAUAUUCGAUGUUGUUUAUUUCAGAAUACUGCUUAUGUAUAACAUUACUGUCCUUUUAGUAUAACACUACUGUCCUUUUACCAGGGUGCUGCUAUCCGGUUUGUACCACAAAAGGAUUGGCCGGAGAACGUGGGCAUGGACAAGGUGUUGGAGUUCCUAGGCUCAGUACACGCUGACUACCCGGAUAUGAGCUGGGCCGACCUGAUUGUUCUGGCUGGUGAGGUGGCUCUAGUUGAGGCUGGAGGGGAACCCAUGGACUUCAACGCCGUACGCUCGGAUGCCGUUAGUGGCGAGCACUACGAGAGUGUUGAGCUGCGUGACUACUACGUCAAUGCAACUGUGGCUGUGCGUGAUAGUAUGGACGUUAUGGGCCUCACACCGGACCAGUUUGUAGCGCUGAUGGGCCGACCGCGCAGCAACUCGCAGAUGAAACGGAUAGGGUUGUUGGGUUCGUACGAUACCGAUCCGUCCCACUUUACGAAUGAGUACUACCAACUGUUGCUCAACAGCACUUGGGUGCAGAGUGAGCAGAACGAGCACGUGUACAUUGCCGAAGAUAGUGAGGGUGUGAAGAUCGAGGGCACACACAUGACAGACUGGGAUAUGGUACUGAUUAACGUGCCUGAACUCAAGGAGAUUGUCUCUGAGUUUGCCGCAGACGAGAAGUGGUUUAAGGAGGUCUUCGCGGAAGCUUGGGUUGCUUUGAUGCGUGCUGAUCUCUUCUAAAGCGCUUAAAUUGAUAUAGGAGCGUACACCGCUUUAACAUACAUAUGAUCCGCUCUAAUGCGAAUAAGAAUGCGGGAUUAUUAGUAAUUCUAACCCUGUACAUACGACCGACCAAGAGUAUACAAUUCCUAUCGGGGAAAGGUGAAUAAGAACAUCAAGAUGCCUUGGGAGAGCUCUGUGCUAUCAAAAUAAACAUGACGUUGCAUUACGAAGUUAUCAUAAGAAAUUAUUAAUCCAUUGGGAUACAUCUGUGAACUUUCAGCGAGGACUUAUGUACAGUGCGCGAGAUGAACACGAUAGAGACUGUGUAGUAUAUAAAACCUUUAAACCAGA